AGCUUUCGUUUAAACCCUCAAGACUGCUUCUCCAGAGAAUGAAGCAAAGUAGCCUACAGAGACGCCUGAUAAAAAAAAAAAUCAAGUGGGAUUCGCCUUCCAAGUUUAUCUGAACUUCCCAUUGGGCGUCAUGGGAAGCGCCGCCUCUAAUUAUAAAGGGCAUAAAGAGCCUGUGAGUCGCGAGCGCGACCGAUAUCAACAACCGACUGGAUGGAGUCAUAAGAUACAAAUAUUUCUCUCUGAGAGAUAAACUUCAGAGGUCAGAUACUGUAUACGGAUAAUAUCGACCGCUGUCAACAGAUUCUGCGGCUGUCGCUGAAGCCGAAAGUCACAUUACAGCGGAAAAAUCCUGGAAAGGAAUGCCAGCACCAACACCUGACUGAAUCCCUUGUCAACAGAGGGAAAGAGAUGGGGGAGACGGAGGACGAGCGUACGUCUCAGGCCGGCCAGCUGUUUGAGAACUUCGUGCAGGCCACUACUUGUAAAGGCACCCUGCAGGCUUUCAGCGUCCUCUGCAGGCAGCUGGAGCUGAACCCCUCUGACCACAGAGGUUUCUACAGCAGCCUGAAAGCUGCCGUCACUUACUGGAAGGCCAAAGGCCUCUGGGGGAAACUGGACAAGAGAGCCAGCCACAAGGAGUAUAAUAAAGGCAAAGCCUGCGCAGACACCAGAUGUCUCAUCAUUGGUGGCGGCCCCUGCGGGUUUCGGACCGCCAUAGAGCUGGCUUUGCUAGGUGCCAAGGUGGUGGUGAUAGAAAAGAGGGACACCUUCUCUAGGAACAAUGUCUUGCAUCUUUGGCCUUACACCAUCCAUGAUCUCAGGAACCUUGGAGCCAAGAAGUUCUAUGGAAAGUUCUGCGCUGGAUCUAUAGACCACAUCAGUAUUCGUCAGCUGCAGCUCAUGCUGUUAAAGAUUGCUCUCAUUGUUGGGGUGGAGGUACACGUCAAUGUGGAGUUUGUCAAGCUUCUCGAGCCGCCUGAAGACCAAGGCACUGAUGGGCCUGGAUGGAGGACGGAGAUCCGCCCGGCUGAUCACCCGAUCUCAGACUAUGAGUUUGAUGUGAUAAUUGGAGCAGAUGGAAGGAGAAGCACUCUUGAUGGCUUCAAGAGAAAGGAGUUCAGAGGGAAACUAGCCAUCGCCAUCACCGCAAACUUCGUCAAUCGUAACACCACAGCUGAGGCCAAAGUGGAGGAGAUCAGCGGAGUGGCCUUCAUCUUCAAUCAGAAGUUCUUCCUGGAGCUCAAGGAGGAAACAGGGAUUGAUUUGGAAAACAUCGUCUAUUACAGGGACAACACACACUACUUUGUUAUGACUGCAAAGAAACAAAGCUUGCUGGACAAGGGUGUGAUCAUCAAUGACUAUAUUGAGACCGAACGGCUGUUGGCAAAUGACAACGUGAACCAAGAGGCUUUGCUCUCAUACGCCCGUGAGGCUGCGGAUUUUGGCACUAACUAUCAGCUGCCCUCUUUGGAUUACGCCAUCAACCACUACGGCCAGCCAGAUGUGGCCAUGUUUGACUUCACCUGCAUGUACGCUUCGGAGAACGCCGCACUGGUGAGGGAAAAGAGUGGACAUCAGCUGCUGGUGGCGCUGGUUGGAGAUAGUCUUCUGGAGCCUUUCUGGCCCAUGGGGACAGGAUGUGCUCGAGGGUUUCUGGCUGCCUUUGACACAGUGUGGAUGGUGAAGGGAUGGGCUCAGGGCAAAGGACCCCUUGAUCUUCUGUCAGAGAGGGAGAGCAUCUACAGGCUGCUGCCUCAGACGACCGCAGAAAACAUCUCAAAAAACUUUGAGCAGUACACCAUAGACCCGGCCACACGUUACCCCAACCUCAACUCAUCCUGUGUACGACCACAUCAGGUGCGGCAUCUGUACAUUAACGGCGAGCAGGAUUUAAGUUCUCUGGAGCGCAGUGGACCCACACGCAAAUCUGCAAACAUCUCCAGACGAGAGUCCGAGGUGCGUCCCAGCCGGCUGCUGCUGUGGUGUCAGAAGCAGACCCAGGGCUACAGGGGAGUGGAUGUGACUGACCUUACGACCUCCUGGAGAAGUGGCCUGGCUCUGUGCGCCCUCAUUCACCGCCAGCGACCGGACCUCAUUGAUUUUAACUCCCUAAAUGAGGCAGACUGCGCUAAAAACAACCAGUUGGCGUUUGACGUGGCAGAGCGGGAGUUUGGCAUCCAGCCGGUCACUACAGGAAAGGAAAUGGAUGCCGAGCGGGGGCCAGACAAGCUCAUUAUGGUGCUUUACCUAUCCAAAUUUUACGAGAUGUUCCGCAACUCAACUCAGUCCAACACAGGUGUACCCAAAGAGACUGAUGCAAAUAAUGAAGACUAUUCAUCAAAGACUGCAAACUCUCUUUACAACUCGAUAAAUAACACACUCCCACGGAAGAGAAUCCCAAAGGUUGAUAAGAAGUUGGAAGACAAUGACACAAACAAAAAGAGGAAGAAGGCCAGCAGUCACCUGGAGGAGCUAAUGUCCAAUCAGAGUGCACCCCCUGUAGGUGAGAGAGAGGAACAGAAGGAAAAUAAGGUGCGCUCCAUGGCAACUCAACUGCUGGCCAGGUUUGAGGAGAACGCGCCAAGCUCUGGUUUGCGCAGACAGUCUGAAUCUGAGACUGACUCUGUUGCUGACAAGCCCGUAUCUCUGGACAUGACUGAAAACCCUCGCUUCGCCAAACCUAAGAGCCAGCCCACACCCUCUCCGCUCCAAACCAAACCAAAAUGGCAGCCAUCUCCUUAUCUAAGACUGCUUGAAUCCCACACGCGGAACGAGACUCACGAGCACACAGAAAUCCAGUCCAACUACAAAAACACUGAAAUUCCCUCAAGUUAUCAAACCAGCGAGUCUCGUCCAAGAUCUCCUCACAUUCCCUUCAAAGUGCUCCAGUCGGUUUCUCACCUGCCCUCAUCGACGGCAGACCCCUCAGAUUCACUCCCAUCAUUCACACCAGCCCUGGGCGGGAUGUUGCAAUGCCUGCAGAAGCUGGAAGAGGAAGUCAGUCAGAGAAAAGUGCAGGCUGAAAUUACUAGACAGUUCAACAAAAAGAGCAUUAAAGAGCGAGCUCAGCAACUGAGCUGUCUGUUCACUGGCAAACCACCUCAACCUCAGGCAGAUGAAACUCCUCCUGCUGUUUCUUCUUCUCCUCCUUCUAAAACUUCCUCAGUCCACACUAUCACAGAACGCUCUACUCUCUCCUGUCUUCUGUCUCCUGUUCCUUCAGUCCAACACAAGCAGUGCAGUGAAGAUUCAGAAACGGAGCUGAACCACGAUAAACACACAGAUCGCAGUGAAAUCAGACGUGUAGAGUGCCUUGACCCCUCCAAACAGAGAACAGUGGGGAAGGUUUCCUCUGCCAUUGGGGUUAAAGCAGCUACAUUGGCCAUCUUGUAUGAGACCGAUCACAGACCUAACAACCCUUUUACCCUCUCGCUGACCAGCAUGCGGAAGGAGUUUCCUCCGGGUCUGGGCGGCAGCGACACCUGUCACUUUUGUAAGAAGCGUGUGUACAUAAUGGAGCGACUCAGUGCGGAGGGAUACUUCUUCCACAGAGAGUGUUUCCGCUGUAACAUCUGCAGCUGUACGCUGCGUCUGGGUGGUCAUGCCUUUGACUCCAACCAAGGCACUUUUUACUGCAAGUUGCACUUUUCUCAGCGAAAAAUCAGCAGUAGGCAUCGAAGAGGAGAGAUCAACGGAGGCAGCAGACCCUCGUCCAGUGCUAGUACUGAUUACACGGCCACCGACGGCCUCCGCGGCCAGCCCUCAGGUACCCUGACUUCCCUUAUUAGGAAAGGUCUGCACUGGCCACUGCACGUGGGCCGCACACUGUUCGGUUCGCCCCGCCAGCUUGCCCGCUGGAUGUAUAAGGCGGCCCGGGCCGUAGGGCUACACAUCAGAGAGCGCCAGGAGGACUAUGUAUUCCUUUAUGAGCUGCUGAGUCUGGGUGUGCCCUUCAUAUACGUGCUGCAUGAGAUCACGGGCCAGAUGAGCCGAGAGGGCGUCGCUCCCUCCCCAGUGAGCAUGAUGGAGUCGCUCGAGCAGUACCGGGCGCUCCGACCGACUGAGCCGAGUCAGACUCCAGAACUCAGAAUCCACCCAAGGGUCUGUCGGACCCCAGCGCUCCAGGCUGAGAGUCCAGAGGUGCAGGCCCUCUCAGACUCAACAGAGCUCAUAAACAUGAGUGAAGUCAAGAAGCCUGAUCCUGCAGAUUCUGCACCUGCAUGUCCUGAUUCUCCACAGCAGAAAGUGAAACGCUCCUCCGCCAAAGGAGAAACUACCAACAAAAACAACCUCUGGAGAAAGAAAAUUCGAUCCACCCUGCCCCUCGUCCUGCUUAAGAAAUUUCACAGUGGAAAACCAGACGAAAAAACUGAUCCCCCUGGCAAGGAUGAUGGAGACUCGGACUUUGAGGAGAUCCAUGAAUCGCUCUCCCCAACAAAGCCUGCAACACAGACUACAGAGUCUGACUGCCCCCUAAUGGAGGACAAGUACUCAACGCCCCUUGAUGAGAUCCCAAAGAUCCCCAUGUAUCGCUCACAUUUUCAACCUGAAACCUCAAAACCCAGCACUUCCUCUCCAGAGCCUGUCAUCACAACCGUUCCCUCAGAGGCAAACUCCUUCAGCCCCAAGAAGAAGCUCAUGUUGUCUUUAUCUGAGAAGGAGAAGCUUCUCAACUGGGACUUGACCGCUCCUGGAAAGUCCUCAACUUCUGAAGGGGAACAACAUGACAGGACCUCUACGAAUCCUCAAAACAAUCAACCAGAACCAGAAGCUCCACCGAAACCAAGCCCUCCCCAACCCGAGCCCACUCCUCCACUCUUUGGCUUCCAACAGUGGGCCAACAGUCUCCGGAAGUCCUUCAGCAAGGGAAGCAACCCUGUGGUCCUCAGGAGAAACCGACCUUUGAAAGCUAGGCCGUUGUCUGAGGGGUCCUUCAACCUCAGCGGCUUGUUUGGCAGCAGCAUUCAGAGCAACCAAGAUGAGGAACACAGCAGCACGUCUACCGAUGAAAGUCAAUCCAGAAUGAGGACUGCAAGUGAGCUCACGACGUUACUGGAGCAGGUGGCUAUCAGCUCGAAGACCUCCAGGGGCGCAAAAGAUGACAUGGCCUCCUUGCCGCCCAGAAAACUCAAUUUCUUCUCCUCCCUGCGCAUUAAGAGGAACGAGGGAGCAGAUAAGAGCAUAGGAGACAACGAGAAAGACAUCUUGACCAUUCUUUCCAGGUUUAGAAGCAAAGCAUCUGCUCAGCAACAACAGCAACAGGAGUCCAACUCAUCCAGUGAGGAGGAACAGGAACCAAACUCACAAAGGACACACAGUGGCACCUCACAGAAGAAAAAGGAGAAAAUGGCGGUCCAACAAACCAAGAGAGAUCAGCUGAAGAGACUUCACAAGGCUCAGGUAAUCCAAAGACAACUGGAGGAAGUUGAAGAGAAGCAGCGAGCUCUGGAGGAGAAAGGUGUGGCUCUGGAGAAGGUCCUCAGAGGAGAAACUGGCGACGACUCCACAGAUGAGACCGCGUUACUGCAAACCUGGUUCAAACUGGUCCUGGAGAAGAACAAACUGUCCAGAUAUGAGUCUGAACUCAUGAUCUUUGCUCAAGAACUAGAGUUGGAGGACACUCAAUGUCGGCUACAGCAAGACAUGAGACGGCGAAUGGACACUGAAGACUGCAAGAAGAGUGCGAGUGAGCUGGCGGAGGAGCAAAGCCUGCUGGUGGAGAUCAUGAAGGUGGUGGAGAAAAGAGACAAACUGGUGUGUCUGCUGGAGGAGCAACGGCUGAAGGAGAAGGCCGAGGACCGGGAUCUGGAGAGCAUGAUCCUGUCCAGAGGCUAUCAGUUCCACUGGACCUAAACUGACCUGCAAGAAGAACUACUUUAGAUUGAGAGAGCCUUAUUUGAAGACCUUGAACAGACUGUAAUAAGCUUGCUUAAUCAAACCCAACUUAAUGCUGCCUUUUGUGUUCUUGAAAAGAAAUAAACCAAAAACCAAACACGUGCCUCUUUACUAACUGAAAAUAUUUCAAAACACAAAGUUGCACAGCCACAGAGGUGAGAGGACUGACUACAUAUUUUAUUUACACUGGUGCAAUGGUAUUUUAUAAAGUUAAAGCAGUUUUUUUGUUUUGGACUUGUUUGAUUUAUCUUCCUGUUUUGUUAAAAUUCUUGAUGAAUGUUUGUUCUGUUCUUAGUGAAUUUUCCAAUAGAGGCCAAAGUUUAAUGGCAGUGAUAAAGUGUGUCUGUUGAGUGUUUGUUUGUUUCUUGCAAUGAACAGGAUAUCUUAAGUGACCUUAAAUUGCAACUAUUUCUAAAGUAAAACCCAAUAUCAUUGUUUCAAGAAUCAAGAAGUGCUUCAGAAAAUGUACAAAGGGCUCUGGUUUUAUUCUUGUCUGUCUGUUGCCUUGUUUAAUUUAUUUAAUAAAUGUAAAAA
Molecule: messenger RNA, 6429 nt
Organism: Megalobrama amblycephala (Wuchang bream)
Lineage: Eukaryota; Metazoa; Chordata; Actinopteri; Cypriniformes; Xenocyprididae
Gene: mical2b
Product: microtubule associated monooxygenase, calponin and LIM domain containing 2b
Molecular function (GO): protein binding; FAD binding
Source: RefSeq, a predicted model, not a curated record